AUGAGAUCCAAAUAUUUAUCACAAGAAGCCGCACAUACACAACAACAGAGUGCAAUAUCACCAACAGAAACCGCGUCACAAAAUCAUGAAAACCGUCUUGAUACCAACACCACAGCUACAACUACAAGUUCGGGUCAUGCUGAUGUGAUAUUAAACAAAAACGAAAAGAAGAAUCAGGCUGAAAAAGCAUCGUCUGGCAACUGCUUCAUGGUGUUUGCAAGGGAUAUCACUAUCUCCUUUGGAGACGUGCCUCGCUAUUGGCAAUGGCCUCGUGUUAAUGAAACAAGUGACACGAUGGUGGAAGUUGCGGAAUUGAGAGAUGUUUGUUGGUUACAAUUGGUUGGGAAAUUUGAGAUGGGCAGGCUAACUCCAGGAAUCAAGUAUGAGGUUGUAUUUGUGGUGAUGAUAAAAGCUUAUAAUUACGGGUGGUACCAACCGAUCAAUAUCAAACUCACUCUACCAGACGGAAGUACACAAAAGCACACAGAAGACUUCAACAAAAAACCGAGAUCUAAGUGGUUUGAGAUCCGAGUCGGGGAGUUUAUAGUUGACGCAAAAAAGGGAGGAUGUGUUGAGUUUACCAUGUAUGAACAUGGUGGGCACUGGAAGAGAGGUUUAGUCGUUAAAGGUGUUUCCAUUCGACCAAAAUUUUAA
Messenger RNA from Erigeron canadensis, 654 nucleotides. Its product is annotated as protein PHLOEM PROTEIN 2-LIKE A1-like. The transcript has 3 exons. Bases 1 to 654 code for a protein of 217 amino acids. The record is from RefSeq and is a predicted model, not a curated record. Lineage: Eukaryota; Viridiplantae; Streptophyta; Magnoliopsida; Asterales; Asteraceae.